AUCACUUCUGACGACGCGCCUGAUCUAGAUUCUCAACUUUCCACCAUUUCUUCAGGUUCAGGUUAUGAGCUUAUCAUGCUUAUAGCUUUGCUUUAAGGAUCGGAAGUUACUUAUACUUCCAAGCACAAUCUCGCUUUGGAUAUUAACGUGGAUAUUUCAUAAGGAUAUUAGUUGGAAAGAUAAAUCCCUAGCCCGUGGUAAAAUGGACCAAAGUGAAUUUCCGAGGAGCGGUCAGCGGCAGGCACCCUCCACCCCUCCCAAGCGAGAGGCUUGGAGCCCCACCUUCGAUGGCCCUCCAUCUCACCAAUAUACCAACGAGAGGAGGGAUGGUGGAGUCUACCGGCCAUCGUCUUCGAUAUCAGGUCGCGAUCUACGGGUUCAUCCUGUUGACGACCGUGGCAGGUUGAUUGAUCCGGAGGAACAGGAAGAGCAAGGGGUGAGAAGAAGACGAAGAAGAAGGACCAAAGGAGGGGAUAAAUGGUUUUGCUGUGUAUGUGGUAGCGUCAUCACCAUCUUGAUCAUCACCAUCAUCGUGGUUGCCGUAAUAGUCUUAUGGGUAGUGACAGAUUUCCAGUUUGGUUCAUCAGAUUCCUCCGUCACAUCAACUACAGCUGUGGCAGCAUCAUCUACAACAACUACCAUACCCACCACAGUGGAUACAACAAUGACGACAAAUGAAGAGGUUACUGCAGAAAUGGUAACAUUUGACAUGACAACCACCGAUUCAAUGACGAGUCAAACUAGUGAGGCGUGGGCUACCGCGGAUGAACAUACGUCAGCAGCAUUCGAAUCUACGACAGCAGAAUCUGUAACAAAUUAAUCAAACUUGAGAUGGACAUUUUUAGAAGAGUUAUCAAACAUUCCUUAACUAAAAGACGCGCGAUAUGUAAUUUUGGAUUUUUGAACUUUCUAUAUACAAAGCGAAUUGAAUAACUCAUCAUCCGAAUAGAGGGAUAGAUGCAAGCAGUUAAGCAAACAAAGCAAGGAAUAUUGUUGGCAUUGAUAUUCAACAAUUAUCCAGCUCAGUUGUAGCAACAGGAUACGCUUAAGUUUUAUCUAUCAAAUAAGCUUGCAUGAUCAGUGCCAAUUUGUCUUUUAAAUACAGGAGCCGAGUCUGAGCGCAUAUCUUAAGAGUUUGAGAUGAUUAUUUUAAACACUGUUAAGACAUCUUCAAUCAAAGUUUUCAAUUUUUUUUUGUAUUUUCAGAGACACACCACGAUUUAACAGUAGAGCAUACAGAGAAUACAUCUCCAUGAUGAAACGAUGAGUUCCUCCGGGACUCGCAUAUCGAAACGAUAGAUCAUGUUCAAAUGCCAAGAACACUUUGAUCAUUGACUGAUUUCCCUUAAUCUGAAGUACAAGGUAACGAAAUGAAAUCUGGUAGACCAAAAUAAAUAUGUGGUGGUAUCAUUUGGAACUACAACACAAAUAUUCGAAAGAAUACUCUAUUUAUUAAAAGAAUAAAGACCCGGAUUAUUCAUCUAUAAGGCUGAAAUAUAGAGACGACCAAAACAUAAAAAAGAAAGAAGAAGUAACCAAUGAAGAAAUAACAAAAUAGAUAAAUAAGUGAAUAAAUAAAUGAAUAAAUAAAUGAAUAAUGAAUAAAUCAAGAAAUUAAGAUAGGAGAUUUAGAAAAAUUCAAUUUGGCAGCAUCGGUAAUUUCAAUUAAAGGAUUCAUAAUGUACAUAAUAUCUAUCUUUCUCUCAUGGGAUUAAUUUACUCAUUUAUGUUCAUAGUGUGCCCCUUUCCCAAUCGUUAACUUUGGUUUGAUGUAUUAUUCAAGACCCAUUGUAAGAAAACAUUUGUUGCAAAUUUGGAUAUAAAUUCUGGUGAACGUCGUGUAUAGUGAAUAUUUUAACCAAUUUCUUAACAGAAAUAAAUGUGCUGUGUUCUGUUGUGUGUCAGCAAUUCCGUCCUCUUUAUUCAUCCCACCCACAUACACGCAGUGGAAACAGCGUGUUCUUUUUUAGAAUUUCCAAUUUGUGCUGUACACUAAACUGAAAGAAGAACGAGAAUUUUGUUUUAUCAAGCUUCAUCGGUCAAAAAUGCAAAAAAUACUUCUGUAUGAUCUCCCCUGAAACAUGUUAGAGUUGAGGUGUAGUAUAACCAUGGACCUAUGGUAUAACAUUUCUUUGGAAGACAGGUAACCUAACCAAUGAUACGGGAAUGUUCCGGUUCCAUCAAUACCCCUCCCCAUACAGAUUAAAACAAUCAUAUAUUCAUCUGUCAUUGGUUAUACAGUUGCAAGCAAAAUUAUUGCAUUGGAAGUUGCUUUAUGUGUGAAAGUUGCAAUGUCGGAUAUACUAUGAAAAAUCACAACUUAAUUGCCCUGACGUUCAUACGUAAUAUUUUCGCCAUCUAGCAAUUUUAUUCAUUAUUAUGAAUUUCCAGAAUGCGAGGGGUCAAGGAGAGAGGGUUGAGCAAUUUUGGAAUGGACUUGUAGGUACAUGAUUGAUAUUUCAUUGAAUGUGUACAUAAGUUUAUACAGCGCAUAAACGUUGAGGUGCCAUAUUUUGUUUUAUUCAUUCUCUUAAAAUUGAUGAUCAUUUGAAGUAAAACGUAACUUUGAUACAAGAUUUUUUUUUCUUAUAUAUAUGAUAGUAUAACAGAAUAAUAUUAUUUAUUGUGGAAGCUCGUGUAUGAAGCAAUUCAUAAAAAGUGAAUUGUUAUAAUUACCUUUUCUUUCUUUUAUUUUGAUAAUGCAUUCCAGUUGACGUCCUCUUGAAAAAUUAAUUUAUAUGCAAACUUGUUUUUUAUAAUGGCUUUGAAAAUGUAUGAAAAGCAUGUAUAUAUUUAUGAGAAAUUUGUAAAUAAACUAUAUUCCUUUGAUGUAGAAUUAGUGCUCAAGAAGUCUGUUUUAUCUUGAGAACAUGUACUGGGAAUAUAAACUGAUAAAGAAUGUGGAAUAUUAGGUCUCAAGCGAACUUUUUGAUGGGAGUACAUAGACUGAUAGAGAAAUAAUACAAAUAGCAGGGAUAAAGAGAUAAAAAUUUCAAGAAAUAUGUGAACGAGAAUGGGGGAGAUAGAAUCGAAGACAUGUCGGCCUAUGUUUUAUGUCUCUUAUAUGCAUGUUUUUAUAUCAAAUGACAAUAUAAAAAACAACAAUGUGGAGGGGGAAACGGUAGCGAAAAAUAAAGAUUAAAGUAAAUGAUCAUGUAAGAAAGUAGAAAAGAAAUACGAAGGAAGGAAGACAGUAAAUAAAUAAGUAAAACAAAAACAUAUACCAAGGCAUAGAAGAGC
Lytechinus pictus (painted urchin) is the source of this 3240-nucleotide messenger RNA. RefSeq lists its product as uncharacterized. Lineage: Eukaryota; Metazoa; Echinodermata; Echinoidea; Temnopleuroida; Toxopneustidae. Bases 203 to 820 code for a protein of 205 amino acids. The record is from RefSeq and is a predicted model, not a curated record. The transcript has 3 exons.